Molecule: messenger RNA, 4045 nt
Organism: Penaeus indicus
Lineage: Eukaryota; Metazoa; Arthropoda; Malacostraca; Decapoda; Penaeidae
Gene: sp3
Product: phosphatidylinositide phosphatase SAC2-like
Exons: 21
Coding region: 79-3558 (1159 amino acids)
Biological process (GO): regulation of endocytic recycling; phosphatidylinositol dephosphorylation
Cellular component (GO): early endosome; clathrin-coated endocytic vesicle
Molecular function (GO): phosphatidylinositol-4-phosphate phosphatase activity
Source: RefSeq, a predicted model, not a curated record
UGGACAGAAUGGAGGAUCGAUGUGUCAAAUAACCACCCAUGUGCCGCAAUUGUCCGGUUGCACGUGUUGCAGAGAGCAAUGGAGGUGUUGCAAACUGACAAAUACUACAUCUUCAACAGGGGUCAGGAUUCCCUCUGGUGUGACAGGAGGACGGGCCAUUUCCAAGCCAAAACAUGUUGGGAUCUUGCAAGUGCCGAAAAUCCAACAUGUCUCGGCAUAAUCCACCUUCUCCUCGGCAAGCUACAAAUCCAUCCGGAUUUAUCGCCACGACUGGUGCUAGUGUCAGGGGUUCGAGAAGUUGGUAGCUUGGCUGAGGGUCAACGUGUGUGGUGCAUUACACGUGUUGUUUUCCUGCCGCUGAAUACGCCUCCUGAUGCUGACUUCAGUAUACUUCCUUGCAAAAAACAUGCCAACCAUCCAUCCAGUGUCAGCGGAGAGAAAAAGCUUGGGUUACCAUUUGGAGACUUGCAACAGAAGGUGGCUCUUUCAAAGACAUUUGGGACGAUUCGGAGUGUCACAUCGACAAUAAAAAGUGCAACUGUUAACGCGGCAGCAACAGCAACUGGACAGAGCAAAGUGCGGCGUGAUGGAAGGGACAGAGACCGAUAUGAACGCAGAGUUUUAGACGAGUUAAGCAAGAUGUUCAAUGACUCUGACUCCUUCUAUUUCUCGUCAGAGGCAGAUUUAACGAGUUCAUUGCAACGACAGAGUUUAUCUUCCUAUGACAAGAGUUUGCCACUCUGGCGCAGAGCUAAUGAUAAUUUUUUUUGGAACAGGCAUCUGCUUAUAGAUCUGAUUAGUCAAGAGGGAUCAAAUUUUGACGUCUGGAUUGUUCCGGUAAUACAGGGUUUUGUGCAAAUAGAGGCAGUACCUCUAGAUGCCCCAAUAUCUUCACCAGAUGAUUCAGUAGAUAAGAAUCGCGAUCACUAUACCUUAACCUUAAUAUCGCGGAGAAGUCGUUACCGUGCGGGUACCAGGUAUAAGAGGCGAGGCGUGGACGAAGAAGGUUACGUAGCCAAUUAUGUGGAGACGGAGCAGAUUGUGUCCUACUCCCAUCACCGAGUGGCGUUUGUUCAGGUUCGAGGAUCUGUGCCUGUCUAUUGGAGUCAGCCGGGUUAUAAAUACCGCCCACCUCCAAGAUUGGAUCGAGACACUGCUGAAACAAGCUUAGCAUUUAAGAAGCAUUUUGAGAGAGAAGUAUCCCACUAUGACCAUGUCUCAUGCAUUAGUCUAGUGGAGCAGACAGGGAAAGAGAAAGUCAUUGCGGAUGCCUACCUGAAUCACAUCUUCAUGCUCGACUCAUCUGACCUCACCUUUGUCACCUUUGACUUCCAUGAAUACUGCCGUGGAAUGCGUUAUGAGAAUGUGUCUGUCCUGAUUGAAGGCAUAGAAGAAUGUAUUUCAAAAAUGCUUUACUGCUGGGUAGACAAGGAAGGCACAAUCUGCCGUCAGAGUGGUGUCUUUAGGGUUAACUGCAUUGAUUGCCUUGAUCGAACAAAUGUUGUUCAGACUGCCAUUGCCAAAUCCGUUUUAGAGGGCCAGUUUGUCAAGCUGGGCAUGAUCCCCCCAGAGCACCCACUGCCACCUGCUUGCCGUUCCACGCUCCAGAUUAUGUGGGCCAACAAUGGUGACACUAUUAGUAAACAGUAUGCAGGAACUUCGGCUCUGAAGGGAGACUUUACUCGCACUGGAGAACGUCGAUUUGCUGGCAUGAUGAAGGACGGAAUGAACUCGGCAAAUAGAUACUAUAGGAAUCACUUCCUUGACGCUUACCGUCAAGUAGCCAUUGAUGUAAUGCUGGGCUUGGAACUCUCUGAGGAUCAGUGGCAAGAAAUCAAUUAUGUCGAGACUUUGCUCAAUGUUGCAAGUGCCUUAAUGCCAAUUGGUCCACCCUCUUACAUGGCUGAAAUCGCCCCGGGCAACGAGAAAUACCUAGCAAGUGCCCUCUAUUCUUUGUCCAGAUAUUACAUGAACAGGUUUAAGGAUGCCUAUCGUCAAGCCACGAUUGACCACUUACUAGGAAACCCAAUCAGGGAGGAUAUGAUCACAUUCAACCCCGAGCUUGCUGGCGAGGAAGAGGAGUCCUCCAUGACUCCUGAGCAUGUCAAGCAUGUCAUUGAUGACUGUAAAAAGUUGCUAGUGCCGGAUGCGGAAACGAUCCUGGGAGCUUGGGGACUCAUUGAUGCUGACCCAUCCACUGGAGAUCCGGACCAAACUGACAUGGACAUCAUUCUGGUGUUGACAAGAGACUCGUAUUAUGUUGCUCAGUAUGAUGAGGAAACGGACCAGAUCCUGCGUUACGAGCGCGUGUCGUUGAUAGACUUGGAGAAGAUAGAGAUGGGACCAUACACAUGCCAAGGCAUGUUCAAACAGUCGCGACCCCAUCAAUGUGUCCGUUUCAACUACCUGGUGGAUGGUCAGAGUGGCUACUUGCACACUUUUCGCUCCAUGAACAUCCGUUUCUUCAACAACAUGGCCAUCACUAUCAAAUCUGAAGAGGAAAUGAUUGAAUCUGUCAAAGCCAUUGGGGAAACGUUUGAGGUGGCUGUGCAAAUGAUUGGCUGUGAGGUUCAGCUGGUCACCGGAAAGAUGGAGAAGAAGAGGAGUCGAGGUCGCAACCAGCUGGCCAAUCUCCUUAAUCCAAUUGCAUCGCUCACUAAAACGUCUCCAGACACUCUCAAGACAGCAGGAACACGUGCAUUUAGCAACAUGACGUCAGGCUUGGCAAAGCUAAACCCGAUGGCCAGUUUACGAAUGAAGAGGGCCAGUCACCCCACAGUUCAUCCAGUUGCGUCAACAUUUUACUUCCAGAAACCAACAGUAUCUGUACAGAAUGGAAGUGAUGUGAUGAUACAAAUGGGUGGAAAUGAAACUUACCUGGCAUCUUGUGGUGUUUUGGCCUCUAGCUUGAUGGCCCCACCUUCCCCACCGCCACGGUAUCCUUCACCUCCUAUUGCUAGGUGCCACAGUGACUCUGCCAUCUUGCACGGCAGCGUCUUAGGGAGAAACAGCAUCCCUGGCGUUUCAGCCAACCGCUCGCCAACCCCUGAGAUUUUGGUGAGUGGGACUGGCGAUAAGAAUAACACACCUGCCAUCACGCCCACUUUGGGAGGCCUCUCACCAUCCUUGUUGAUGCAGAGGGUUAGGAAAAUCUCUCAUUCUUCGGAUGAAGUGGACGUACGAGAUGAGAGGGAUGCAGGAGUCUUAAGAGCAUCCUCUGCCACAAACCUGCAGUUGCAUCUUCCCUCGAGCCAUUCAGAGGGCCACAUUGGGGGAACAUCCACGCAGUCAACAGCCCUAAAUGCAGGGGACCACUCAAACCCUCUCUCACCGCUGUCUGCUCUCAACAAAGAAGCUGUGUUGGCUCCUUUCUCUGUGCUGGCAAGAGGUGUCCAGAGCUUAGCACCAGGAGCAGGACGUCUCGCAAGAGGAAUGCAGAGCAUUGGGGCUAACUUUGAUCCCCGGCGCUUGCGAGCCCAGCGCCAAAGGCAGCUUGAAGAUGAUCCAGUACUGACAGAAAAGAAACAGAACUGUAAAACACGGAUAAUUCAGCUUUAAAAUGACUGCCUUCUGUAGCAUGGCAUGUGUUUUUAAAUUUUAGGUAGCUACCUUUCCCAUUUGAAUAAAUUUAUUAUUGACAACAGGUCAUCCCUGGAGAAAACUGGUAAUCAAAAUUAGACUAAAGUUAGAUUGGCAUUAAGUCAGUUUGUGUUAAAUUGUAACCGAUUCGUCCAAUUCGAAUUUUUAGAUAAUUUAUACGAUGCUGUUUGUGCAGCUGAUUGGUUACUGUAGUUCCUUGAUAAGAUGGUUCAAUUUACUACAAUUUGUUCUCAGUGACCUUUGUUAAUAAAUGAUUUGAUGAUCAGCAUUUGAACAUUCCAUGAGGAAUAUAUAAUUUGAUCUCACUGAUUAAUAUUGUUUUGCGCACAGUAUUAGUACAUAAGCACUUCCAAUGUUGAGGUUUUAUGUGGAGGUCUUCCAGUUGUUUUUAUUAUUAUUUAUUUAUCUAAUUUAUUUUUAAAUGUGUAAACAUUGUUAAAAUGUC